UAAGCCAUUCAAGAGGAACAGUGCAGGAUUAUCCUCUGCAUGAGCUCCAGACGCACUCCACAACCAAGACCGCAUUAGAAACAAUUGCUGAACUAAAACAUUAGAGGCCAGUAAUAUCACGACAGGACCUGUGUAAUGAUAUCUGGAUUAUUUUACUCUUAAAAGUUCCUACCAUUGUUUGUGAAUGGGUUCACCGGUGUGCUUGAGGAAGUCCGCUUUUCUGCAGACGUGUUCAGUCUUGCCUCCCAGCACCCAGCACCAUGUCUGGCUCUUACGAUGAAUCCGCUGUCACUGAUGAGGCCAUGGACAGCUUUUGGGAGGUGGGAAAUUAUAAGCGUGCUGUCAAGAGAAUUGACGACGGUCAUCGACUCUGCAAUGAUCUUAUGAACUGCCUUCAGGAACGUGCCAAGCUCGAGAAGUCCUACAGCCAGCAGCUCACCGAAUGGUCCAAAAGGUGGAGGCAACUGAUCGAGAAAGGGCCUCAGUACGGCUCUGUGGAGCGGGCCUGGUUAGCCAUGAUGACAGAGGCCGAUCAGGUGAGUGAAUUUCAUCAGGAGGUGAAGAACGGUCUGAUGAACGAGGACAUCGAGAAGGUGAAGAACUGGCAGAAAGACUCGUACCACAGACAGAUUAUUGGUGGCUUCAAGGAAACCAAAGAGGCAGAAGAGGGCUUCAAGAAAGCACAGAAACCCUGGGCGAAGAAACUCAAAGAGAUGGAGACGGCAAAGAAGACCUAUCACAUGGCAUGUAAAGAGGAGAAACUGGCUGCAGCCCGUGAGGCAGAUGCAUCUGUGACUCCUGACCAGCAGAAGAAACUCCACGAGAAGACAGAGAAAUGCAAACAGGACAUGCAGAAGGCGAAGGAGAAGUACGAGAAGUCUCUGGAUGAGUUGUCGAAGUGCACACCACAGUACAUGGAGUCCAUGGAGCUGGUGUUUGACCAAUGCCAGCAGCACGAGGUCAAACGACUGACCUUCAUCAAAGAGGUUCUCCUGGACAUCAAACGACACCUAAACCUCACUGAGAACCAAAACUAUGCGUCAGUGUACCGUGAGUUUGAACGAACCAUUCUGGCUGCCAACACACAAGAGGAUCUCCAGUGGUUCAGUAAUAAUCACGGUCCUGGCAUGCAUAUGAACUGGCCCCAGUUUGAGGAAUAUAAUCCAGAAGCCACCAAUGCUGUUGCCAAGAGAGAAAAGAAGAAGCCAGAUGGAGUCGCCCCUGCUACUCCGAACACAGAGCAUGCAGGCCAACCAGGAGACCGCGGCAGUGUGAGCAGCUAUGAAAAGAACCAGGCAUACUCCACAGAAUGGUCAGAUGACGAGCAGCCCGCGGGGUACUCGGGGAACGAGACGAACGGCGGUGCGAACUCUUUCGAGGAAGACUCGAGCAGCAGAGGAGGAGUGCGGGUGCGAGCCCUCUACGACUACGAAGGCCAAGAGCAGGAUGAGCUAAGCUUCAAAGCAGGGGAUGAAUUAACAAAGAUCGAAGAGGAAGAUGACCAGGGCUGGUGCAGAGGCCGUCUGGACAGUGGCCGGACAGGCUUAUACCCGGCCAAUUAUGUUGAGGAAAUCUGAUCACCUGACUGGAGGACAACACACUUUUGGAGGCAACUCUGAUUGUCUGAUCGAACAACAUGGCAAAAAUGCCAGAGACUUAACAUGAAUGACUUUCCCUGAAGAUGUGCAAUGCAGUCUUGUUUAAAAUAAAAAUAGAAAAAAAUUCUUAGUAAAGAUAGCCACACUGUAUAUAUUGAUCUGGGAGGCGGGGAAGAGCUUGCUCACUACUAAUAUCUAUUUGCAAAUAUUUAAAAAGCAUAUACAUGGGUGUAAACGAGCAGAUGUGAACAAAUAAAUGACCCAUCAGUUAUGCACGUGCAGGCUACACAUUAUUGGUGCAGAUAACAUGUUAUUUGAAAUUAUAUUACAGACAUUGGCAUAAAAUCCAACUGCACAGAUAUUCACGUAGCUACUCUGCUGUAUUUUAGUACAAAGAGUCAGUGUGCAGAAAAUGACUCACAAUGGGCUAUUGGGCUUUCCUCUUUCUCACCAUCAGUCCAUGCUUUGUUGCGCUGAUUAUUAUAUUAGGUAUCGUUCUCUUGAUGUCUGUGUCUGAAUGCAUAGCAGCAUGUGCUAUGGAGCAUGUAGCCGUUGAUUCUUUAGGCCAUCUGUACUGUAUGCAGUUCCCACAGUGACCACAGAGGACAGCAGACUCACGUCAACCUGGAAAAUCUCAGGCUACGUUCAGAACAAAAUACUACAUUAACAGUAGUAUUGAUACUGCAUACUGUUUUUAAAGAUAGUAUGUUAAAUAGUAUGCAUUAUGUAUGUAUGCAGUAUGUGGUAGACCUUAGUCAGGGUGGUGCCAUAUUUAAUUUUUGACAGAAAUGAAAUUGAAACUAUGAGGGACUGACAGUGCCAUGUGUUCAGUGGAUUGUAUUGCUUCUCCAGCUGAGGAAACAUCUUUAUGGAAAACAAAUGGUUUGAAAGUUGUGAAAAAAAAAAAAAACGCAUGAUCUAGGACCUUUACACAGUGCGUGUCAUUGUAAAGACUGUAAAUCUCUCCCUCAUAGCCUCGUUUCCAUCCGUGUGAAAUUCAACAUGGCUUCUAACCUGACUAA
Molecule: messenger RNA, 2620 nt
Organism: Carassius carassius (crucian carp)
Lineage: Eukaryota; Metazoa; Chordata; Actinopteri; Cypriniformes; Cyprinidae
Gene: pacsin1a
Product: protein kinase C and casein kinase substrate in neurons 1a
Exons: 10
Coding region: 261-1577 (438 amino acids)
Biological process (GO): regulation of endocytosis; cytoskeleton organization; neuron projection morphogenesis
Cellular component (GO): plasma membrane; endosome; cytoplasm
Molecular function (GO): protein binding; phospholipid binding
Source: RefSeq, a predicted model, not a curated record